AUGGUCAUUAGUAAACUUCGAAACCUGGUGGCAGAUCCCGACUUUCCACGUCAAGAACAACUCGAGAACCUGCGUUAUUACAAGUACGCAGCUACCGAUAAGUCCUUGCUUACAAAAUACGUUUUACGUCAUUAUUGGAAUUGGGCUGUUACUUUAUUUCCUCGAUGGAUCGCUCCUAAUCUGAUCACGUUAACCGGUUUGAUCUUGAUGAUGAUCAAUGUGGUGAUUAUACUGGUGGUGGUACCUGAUUUACGCUAUGAACAAGAUACCCCUCAAUGGAUCUACUUUUCCUUCGCUGCCGGCCUGUGGCUUUAUUCAACGCUUGAUAAUGUGGAUGGCAAACAAGCACGACGUACAGGAACCUCUUCUCCGCUUGGCGAAUUGUUUGAUCAUGGAUGUGACGCCAUCAAUUGCACAUACGUUGCAUUGCUUCAAGCAGCUGCACUAGGUGUAGGCCACAGCAUAGAGGCUGCCAUCUUAUUCUUGGUGACCGUGGUUGGUUUUUACUUGUCGACUGCUGAGGAGUAUUAUACGGGCGUAUUGUAUUUGGGUAUUGUAAAUGGUCCCACGGAAGGCAUUCUCGUGUCGUGCCUUGCGUUUGUAUGGUCUGGAUUUUUUGGUGCUGGUUCAUGGCAUAUACCACUGGGUGACAUUGAUUGUCUUUCUUGGCUUGCCCGUAUCCUUGGCGAUAACACAACGGGUGCUCAAAUCUUUGUUUGGGGCAUGGUGUUCUUUUUUGCUUUCACACAUUGCCCAAUGUGCUUCUACUCCAUCUUCAAGGCCACAAGUGGAAAGCGACUCAAGCAAAGACUUGCCAUCUUUAUGAAUGUCCUCUACCCUAUCACGCUCUACACGUUAGCUGUUACUUUGUGGAUCGCGUCCCCUUACUCGUAUGUGCUCAAGGAGGAACAUUACAUUCUUUUUGUUGUCACUGUCGGCAUUUUGUUUGGCUUGAUGGCUUCCAACAUCAUCCUGGCACAUCUCACAAAAUCGCCUUUCCCAUCCUUCCCUGGUAUUCUCGGUACAUUAUGGCUCUUGGUGACUCUUAUCGCCGUAGUACCUUCCAUUACAGGCUGGCGCAUCAUAUCGGCGAAUAUGGAACAUUUGGCAUUGUGGAUACUCUUUGGCUCCUCUGUGAUUAUCUAUGGUGUGUGGGCCUCCAUGGUCAUCGAUGGCUUUUGUCGCUUUUUGGGCAUCUCAUGUUUAGUGAUCCCCACAGCUACUACUACUACUACUUCUUCAUCAGCUAAUGUAGCAGAGCAAGACGCAUUAUUGCAAGCCCAAGAAGAAGGCAAUAACAACACAACCUCCAAUAACAGCCAACAACAAACGAAUGGCUAUAAUACCUUUGCAUAA
This is a messenger RNA of Lichtheimia ornata, 1356 nucleotides long. RefSeq lists its product as uncharacterized. Gene Ontology annotation, biological process: phospholipid biosynthetic process. Gene Ontology annotation, molecular function: phosphotransferase activity, for other substituted phosphate groups. Lineage: Eukaryota; Fungi; Mucoromycota; Mucoromycetes; Mucorales; Lichtheimiaceae. The coding region runs from base 1 to 1356 and encodes 451 amino acids. The transcript is spliced from 6 exons. Gene Ontology annotation, cellular component: membrane. The record is from RefSeq and is a predicted model, not a curated record.